UCAGUCUCACUCAGUGUCACUUGUCAAUGUCAUCGGUCGCUGGCUGUAUUUGGUUGAAAACUUGAAAUGUUUGUUUGUUUGUGUUUAUUAUCGAGUGUAGCAAGUGUUUGCUAAAUAAAUUAUAAUUUCGGGAUAUACAAGAAGCACAAUGCCAAAACCUACAUGUGUACAGUGUAGCAGCAACGAUUCAUUAUUGUGGCGCUCUGCUGAAAACGGACAAAUAUGCAACGAAUGCUAUCUCUCGAAUGCAGCGAGCAAGGAAGCGAAGUCCGACGCCAACGUGAAGCCGGAGCCCGACGACAAGAAGGAUGACAAAGAUGACACAGACAGCAAGAACGGCCGGAGCGAGGGAGAAACUACGCCGGCUAAGGCGACCGGUAAAGGUACCAGGAAGAGCACGCGCUCCACGCGCUACAAGGCGAAGACGCCGGCGCCCGCGCCCGCCAAGGCGCCGGGCUUGCGCGGACGCGGCCGCCGCAGCAUCUUCAAGCGGCAGCCGCUGAAGGCGCCGACGGCGACGGCGACGGUGGUGACGAGCGACUCCAUCUUCUACAACGGCAGCUACAUGCAGGUGGGCGACAUCGUGUCCAUGACGGACGUGGACGGCGGCACGUACUACGCGCAGAUCCGCGGCUUCCUCACCGACCAGUACUGCGAGAAGAGUGCCGUCGUCACCUGGCUUCUGCCCACCAAGGCCAGUCCCCCGCCUGAACAGUGCUUCGACCCUGCUACUUACAUCAUAGGUCCCGAGGAGGAGCUCCCUCGCAAGCUAGAGGUGAUGGAGUUUGUGAUGCACGCCCCGUCCGACUACUACAAAGCCAGCAACACGCCUUACCCUCUCACAGACAACGAAGUCAACAACUACACCGGCUUUAUAUGGACAUCCCUCGAGCCUAAGGAGAAGACAUAGACUUACUUAUUGCAUCAUUUUACAAAUAAACUUAUUUUAUAGUACCUA
This is a messenger RNA of Helicoverpa armigera (cotton bollworm), 958 nucleotides long. RefSeq names its product GATA zinc finger domain-containing protein 1-like. NCBI's taxonomy places the organism in Eukaryota, Metazoa, Arthropoda, Insecta, Lepidoptera, Noctuidae. The record is from RefSeq and is a predicted model, not a curated record. Gene Ontology annotation, cellular component: nucleus. The coding region runs from base 149 to 910 and encodes 253 amino acids. Gene Ontology annotation, biological process: chromatin organization; regulation of DNA-templated transcription. Gene Ontology annotation, molecular function: zinc ion binding. The transcript is spliced from 2 exons.